This is a messenger RNA of Serpula lacrymans var. lacrymans S7.9, 434 nucleotides long. RefSeq lists its product as uncharacterized. Lineage: Eukaryota; Fungi; Basidiomycota; Agaricomycetes; Boletales; Serpulaceae. The record is from RefSeq and is a predicted model, not a curated record. The coding region runs from base 171 to 332 and encodes 53 amino acids. The transcript has a single exon.
CUGAGACUUGAAUUAGAGGCGGAGGCGAUCCUAAGGCUUUUGCUUGUAAGAGAUGACGUCAACUGGGGAAAAGAACGUGGAGGAUACUCUUGUUAGUAGCAAAAAAAACUGGAAACGAGGUCCUUGUGGAACAGCUACUUUCUAGGAUUGACAUCAGGCGAACUUACAAGAUGAAAUUGGCGACUCACCACUACACCUUUGCAGUGCGGUAUGGACAUGACAGGCUAACCUCCUUCCUUGUUCAGCGGAGUAACAUCACACUCAAUUUGCAGACCGUGAAGAUGACAUACCCCCUGCACUGCGCUAUCAAUUCAGUGGACCGUGGACAGUAGAAAACAGAUUGCAUCUGUGGAUAGAGGAGAGCGAUAAUGAUAGAUGCUGGCUCGUUCCACGAAGAUGUUGUUUCAGAUAUAUGUCACCGCCUUGAGACUAUC